Aplysia californica (California sea hare) is the source of this 2593-nucleotide messenger RNA. Its product is annotated as zinc finger protein 184. Lineage: Eukaryota; Metazoa; Mollusca; Gastropoda; Aplysiida; Aplysiidae. The record is from RefSeq and is a predicted model, not a curated record. Gene Ontology annotation, cellular component: nucleus. Gene Ontology annotation, biological process: regulation of transcription by RNA polymerase II. Gene Ontology annotation, molecular function: RNA polymerase II transcription regulatory region sequence-specific DNA binding; DNA-binding transcription factor activity, RNA polymerase II-specific.
AUAAUGAUGGAACCAAGAAUUGAGAAUGUCAAGAAAGAGAAUCCUGUGAAGUACAUGUAUAUGCAUCUGUCUGAACCAGUGAGUUCAAAUGAUUGGGUAGAGGCCGAAGGUGAUGAGGAACAUUCCAAACAGAGUGGUGCUGAUUCAUGUUCGUGGGUCAGUACCUACACAGCUGACCAAACUGUUGAGGACAAACGAUUACAGCCUUCCAUGGAGACAAGAUCCAAUGUCAUAAAGAAAAACUCCAGUAAUGCCAACACUGAGUUUACAGUCCCUUCCGAUAUUUGUGACUUGAACUUUGAAAAGUGUGGGAAAAGUGGGUGCAUCAUUGUAACAGCAGAUUCUGUUCAGCUCUUGAGGGUGGCUUUCGACAAAAGUAUUCAUGUACAAGUUGUGUUCAAUUCUUUGAAAAAAGUUGAGAAGGAUGAUAAUGAUGACAUGUUUAAUGAAUGUAAGGGUGAGUCAAUAGCGCAGAAUCAAAGUGAGGAACCAGUGAGCUCUUCUGUUGUUGAGGAUACAGAAUUAAAAAUUUUACCCACAGAUGUGGCAGACACAAACUUGACAAGCAAGUCUAGUACUGAUAGUAUGAAUCAGAAAGUUUCCAGGGAAGAGCUUCAAGGUUCAAACAAGUCUCAUGGUAGGAGAGGCAAGAGAGCUAGAAGGAGUUCUGAAAGAGGACUUUCCAAAUCCAAGAAGAAACGGAAACAGUCUAAACAAGAGGAGGAUGAUGCUUGCUACUGUCGUUACUGUGACCUGUCUCUGAGGAACUGGGAUGAGUAUGUGAAACAUUUGCUGAACGAACACCCCAAACGGAAAGAGACGAAGAUACUGACUCAGGGCGGGGUUGGGCACAGUAAUAAGGAACGCCACAAAGGUGAUGAUGCUAGUGAUUCUGAGAUUGACAUUCCAUCUAUUAUUAGCCCAAAUGUGGAAGAAUUUAAAUGUAAUCAAUGUGAAGCCACUUAUAAAACUCAAUCUGGGUUUGAUCGUCACCGCAAAUGGCAUUCAAAAGAAGAGAGUGGAAAAGAUCUUCAAAUUGUGGAAAAACAGGAGAUAAGAACAGAAGAAAUAUUUGAAGAGGAUGUUGAUGAUGAUGAUAGUGAUGACUUUGAUGAAAAAAGUAAGGAUUCUUCAAUUAAAAAAACAAAUUCACAGACUCCGCGCGUCGAUUUUCCUUGUUCUUUCUGUGAGGUGACGCUACCUUCCUACAAUGAGCAUUUGGAACAUUACAGGCUGAAGCAUGUAGAGGAGUUCACUUGCAAGUUUUGUAACGAAACUUUCCACUCUAUUACAGCUUGUCGCCGACACUCUAAAACUCAUGGACCAUUUUGCUUUCUUUGCAAGGAAAAGCUUCCUAAUCGCAUGCAUGUAAAUUAUCAUUGGAGGGAAAAUCAUGUGGGUGAGGUUGACAGCCAGGGCAACAAGAUAUUUGAGAAGUGUCCAGAAUGUAUUCUGAUCUUUGCCAACAAACGGAAGCUGAUAAACCACAUGAAACACCAUGAGCGUCUCAACCAGAGAGACAAGCAUAUCUGCCAUAUUUGUGGCAAAGCUUUACAGAACAUCAGUUGUUAUGCGGUGCACAUGAAAAGCCACAGUGCUGACAAGGGUGUUUCUGACCAAAUUCCUUGUGAUCAGUGCGGCAAGAUGUUCGCAAAUGAAAUGGGCCUCAACAAGCAUCACUCAAAUCAGCACAGCGUCAAACCUUAUAAGUGUAAAGUUUGCGGUAAGGGUUUCGCCACCACCAAACACUUGUACAGACACGAGAGCCUGCAUACAACAGGCAGGCCUUAUCAGUGCAGCGUGUGUCAGAAGUGUUUCUCGCAGUCUUACAAUUUGACCAUCCACAUGAGGACCCACACGAAGGAAAAGCCCUUCAGCUGCAGCCAUUGUACUCAGCGUUUUAGCCACAAGUGUUCCUUGCAGGGCCAUGUGGCGUCAAAGCACAAGUUUGAGACUAUGCUAAGUUAGUUUGAUUUAGCAUUUUUCCUCUCAAAUCCUACUUUCUGUGGUUUAUUUGUAUACGAUACAGUAGUGUGGGGUCCAAAACUGCCAUUCUUGUUCUUUUUGAUAACCUCGCUGUGUUCAAUGGGAAGUUAAAGUGGUGUUGAUAUAUAUGUAUGUAUAAAUUAUAUUUAUUUAUCUGUAUAUAUAUCUACACAUCUAUCUAUCUAUAUACUUUAUAUAUAUAAAGAGGGUGUGAGAGAUGGACAGACGGACAAUGUAAAUGAUGCCAUGCCAGUAUUGCUGUCAGUGUAUCAAAGAAAAAGAUAUACUUCAUCCAGACAUAGUCAUUCUGACAAAGGUUUAGAAAGCUGUGAAUUUCCUUGCUGCUGUGUGAACUUGACGUCUAAUGUGAAACCUCAAGGAAGUACAUUUGGGGUGUUCUACCUGGCAAUUGAGACUAAAACAAAACAGGAGAUGAUGAGUUGAAGAAUUUGCUGUUCUGGAUUUGUACAAUAGUCUCUGCCUGUAAGUAUACUGAUCUUGUUUUUAAGGGAUAUGAGUGUGUUCAAUGGGAAACUAUGUCUCAUUUGUCAUAAUUGUUAUGACUUCUCAUUGGCAUCUGUUAAUAAAAUCAAUAUGUUGUAUGUCG